AUGCGGUUGAUUGCCUUCCAGGACCAAUACAGCGUGCCCAAUACCGCGCCAGAAGUGAACGAGGAGACGCUGGUACCCCUUAGCAAGUCCUCUUCGGUAAGCGACCUGAUCGCGAGCAACGAGAAGAAGAUCGCCGGCAACACGGCCGCCAAGCGUGGAGGUGCUGGUGCUCACAAGCGAGGGUUCUCUGUCGGUUCGUCCCGAUGGCCAUUCGGGGGGAAAAACUAA
This is a messenger RNA of Ectocarpus siliculosus, 228 nucleotides long. NCBI's taxonomy places the organism in Eukaryota, Phaeophyceae, Ectocarpales, Ectocarpaceae. The record is from the annotation of a GenBank genome assembly.